UAGCGGUGCCGGAUCCUGACGGCGGCCUUUCCCGGGGUCUGUCUGCCAAAAUGUCUGAGAGAUCAGAUCUCCUUCACUUCAAGUUUGAAAAUUAUGGAGAUUCAAUGUUACAAAAAAUGAACAAAUUAAGAGAAGAGAAUAAAUUUUGUGAUGUUACAGUUCUCAUAGAUGAUGUUGAGGUUCAGGGGCAUAAAAUUGUGUUUGCUGCAGGUUCCCCCUUCUUAAGAGACCAGUUUUUACUGAAUGAUUCCCGAGAGGUGAAAAUCUCCAUAUUACAGAGUUCCGACGUGGGGAGACAGUUGCUCUUGUCCUGUUAUAGUGGUGUGCUGGAAUUCCCUGAGAUGGAACUGGUAAAUUACUUGACUGCUGCGAGCUUUCUCCAGAUGAGCCACAUUGUAGAACGGUGCACGCAGGCCCUGUGGAAGUUCAUAAAGCCCAAACCACCAAGGACUAGUAAAGAGGGCGGUGAACAGCAGAGCGCUUCUCCCCAGUCAAAAGAGCAGCAGGGAGAUGCCAGAGGCUCCCCAAAGCAGGACCCACCUUGUGUUCAUCCAUCUGAAGACAGUAUGGAUAUGGAGGACAGUGAUAUUCAGAUUGUUAAGGUAGAAUCUAUUGGGGAUGUAUCAGAGGUUAGAAGUAAAAAAGACCAAAACCAAUUUAUUUCUUCUGAACCCACUGCUUUACAUUCAUCAGAGCCCCAGCAUUCCCUGAUAAAUUCAACUGUGGAAAACAGAGUGAGUGAAAUAGAGCAAAACCAUCUUCACAAUUAUGCGCUCUCUUAUGCAGGCAGUGAUAACAUCAUCAUGGCCUCAAAAGAUGUCUUUGGGCCCAAUAUUCGAGGUGUAGACAAAGGCCUCCAGUGGCAUCACCAGUGUCCAAAGUGUACCAGGGUGUUUCGUCACCUGGAGAACUACGCCAACCAUUUAAAAAUGCACAAACUCUUUAUGUGUCUACUCUGCGGCAAGACUUUCACCCAGAAGGGCAACCUUCAUCGACACAUGCGUGUACAUGCCGGCAUUAAACCUUUCCAGUGUAAGAUCUGUGGGAAAACCUUUUCUCAGAAGUGUUCCUUACAAGACCAUCUUAACCUUCACAGUGGAGAUAAGCCCCAUAAGUGUAACUAUUGUGACAUGGUUUUUGCACAUAAGCCAGUUUUGAGGAAACACCUUAAACAACUGCAUGGCAAAAACAGCUUUGAUAAUGCCAAUGAAAGAAAUGUGCAAGAUCUCACAGUGGACUUUGAUUCGUUUGCAUGUACAACAGUCACAGAUGCUAAAGGGUGUCAGCCACAGCCUGAUGCAACACAGGUCCUGGAUGCAGGUAAACUGGCCCAAGCUGUCCUGAACCUAAGAAAUGAUAGUACUUGUGUAAAUUGAAUAGAGGCUUCAUGCUCUCAAGAAUUGACUGAGAAUGGGGCAAUAGGCUUGAGUCUUUGUAGGAGUGACUUCAAUAGUUUGACUUCUUCAAAGCUCUGUUCAGGUUGUGGGGAGCUAAAUUAAGGCACUAAUCAACCAGGCAGCUUACCACAUGGAGUGGUCUUGCCUUCCAUUUGCCCGCUCCCAUUUUCUAUUGAUUAUUUAUCCUGUGAUGUGUUUUCCUUUCCCUAGUAUUCCAUUUGUCUACCUAACAAUGACUUGUAUUUCAGACUGACAGUAUUUUAGGCUUUUCACUUGGAACAUUCUGAAGGUGCCAACAAAUUCAUAGCAGUAGCUCCUCUCCAGUGAUCGAGGGCAUGCUAAAAGAAGUGAAUAAUGUUUUUCUUUGGCAGACAGUAGUCUGAUGUAUAAGUUGGUACUGCUAUUGAUCUGAAAUGAUUAUGUGAGAGAACUUAUGGUUGCCUAUUCAUAAUUCAUUUGUCUGAUCAAUGAAUGAAUGUGCUUCCCACUAUUUGUACUUGCUUUAGAGUUGGUUGUAAAGUGGUAUUUUGAUUUGUCCUGUACUCUUUUCAACAGUAUUAUGACCCCAACCUAAUGUCUUUGUUCAUGUAAACCAUUUUUUCAACCACAAUUGCAGACAACUAGUUAAGGAUCAUCACAAGGAGCAUAAUCAGCAAAGCAGAGAAUUACAAUUAAUGCAAAACAGCACUGAAGUGGGGGGAUGCAAAACAGCACUGAAGUGGGGGGUAUUCCUAGUAGUCCGUCCCACCAAGAGGCCAGAUAUUUUAAAUUCAUAUGUAAUUUACUUGUUGAUGCUUUGGAAGUCAGGAUUGCUCCAGGUGUACUUAAAAUGUACUGAUGUAUAAUGGUCUCUCUAAAAAGGGCCUAUUUAGGAGUAUCUGAAUUUUGUUUCAAGGAGCCCUGGUGGUACAAUGGUGAAGUGUUCAGCUGCUAAU
This is a messenger RNA of Echinops telfairi (small Madagascar hedgehog), 2332 nucleotides long. It is a transcript of the gene ZBTB26, whose product is annotated as zinc finger and BTB domain containing 26. Bases 51 to 1376 code for a protein of 441 amino acids. Gene Ontology annotation, cellular component: nucleus. Lineage: Eukaryota; Metazoa; Chordata; Mammalia; Afrosoricida; Tenrecidae. The transcript has 2 exons. Gene Ontology annotation, molecular function: protein binding; DNA-binding transcription factor activity, RNA polymerase II-specific; RNA polymerase II cis-regulatory region sequence-specific DNA binding. The record is from RefSeq and is a predicted model, not a curated record. Gene Ontology annotation, biological process: regulation of transcription by RNA polymerase II.